Mya arenaria is the source of this 2054-nucleotide messenger RNA. Its product is annotated as hillarin-like. The record is from RefSeq and is a predicted model, not a curated record. The coding region runs from base 98 to 1615 and encodes 505 amino acids. Lineage: Eukaryota; Metazoa; Mollusca; Bivalvia; Myida; Myidae. The transcript has 6 exons.
CAUUCAAUGUUUGUCCUACCCAGAUCGUCUCUUCAUAUUUUAUUUACUUCCUGUUUUGAAAAAUCAGUAUAAUUUUGUUGUCACUUAUAAGUCUAACAUGUCUUUGCUAAAGAGAGAUUGGAAAUUUAUUGACGAACAUGCGCGAAUGGCAACAGAGAAGGAUGCGAAGUCGUUCGACUCCCUGGUAGCGUACCUGAACAAACCAAUAGCAAGGAACCCGGACAGGGACAUCUUCAUGACCAGGGCGUUACUGUACUGGUUGAAGUGUAAUCUUGAAGCGUCCAAAGCCGGGAACCACCCGAGAGAUACUCCCCUGUACGUGGCGAAGAAAAUGGCGAAUGAGGAGGCAGCGUAUGCUGAUUCAUUCAAACGUUUUUGCGAGAAGGCAGGGAUUGAUUGUCACGUGGUAGAGGGCGUGGCGAAGACGGGCCAAUACAAGCCCGGUGAUCUGACCGUGGAUGCGGAGAAAAUGCGGGCCCGCUGGAACAAAGUGUUCUUGCUCGGGAAAUUCUGGCCCGUCAACCCGCGCUACAUCCUCCGGUCAAAACGCCGGGACGCUGAAGGGAAGAUUGUGGAAGGGCUGUUCAACGAGUACUGGUUUCUCACUGACCCAGAAAUAUUCAUUCACCACUGUCUGCCGACCAACCCGGAGGACCAGAUGUUGACGGUUUCAAAAAGGAUCAAGAAUGAGCGACAGUUCAUGAAGCUGCCCUCUUUGACCCCAGCCUUCCACGACUAUGGACUCCGUUUAACUAGCGAGAACCAGUGUAUGAUAGAAGCCAUUGACGGCCUAUGCAAGGUCUCCUUUAAAGCCGAGCGGAACGUGGCGAAGAAUUUGGUCUGCGGUUUUGUGAAAGCUGACAUGCGGAGAGUACUGGAUCUGAAAGGAACGGAAAAUAAGGAUGUAACUGCAGAAUUUAAGGACAUAGAUACUGCCCUCUUGGUAUUUUGCGCCAGGAAAAAGAAUAAUUUCUUGUUUGAAGUUAGGUGUCCAGUGGAAAUGGCGGCCUACAAUCUCACCAUCGAGGGAGGGAACGUUGGAGAAAACCAAAAACAUGCCCUGGUCAAAACCCGAAUUAUAUGUCGGGAGAAGAUGGAACACUUUAAACCUUUUCCUGCCAACCCAGGGAACAUCGGCUGGGGAUUCGGACCACUAGCUACCAGGGUGGGACUGAAGAAACCGAGCAAGAAGGACCCGAAGUUUGUCCUGAAUAAAGGGAGCAUUAAGAUUGAGUUUGAGGUUGACGCGGACAAGGCGAGGAAGAGAGAGUUUACAGCCGCCAUGUCUGGGGAGGGAAAGUCUGCUUUAGAUCUGAAAGAAUGUGCGCACGUGACCAGCAGUAGUGGUAAAUUGUCGGUGGAAGUCCGGGCCCCACCCACGGCCGGCGAGUAUGUUCUCACCGUCUUGGCCUCCGGAGAGCCCGUCUGUAACUAUCUUAUUACCACGCUAGAGGACGCCGAAAAACUUGAGGACGAGUACUACGAUUCGUCGGACGGGACGUCAGAUGUGGACGAUCAGAUUGAUGUCCUGGAGUCACAGCUGUCGGAUCUGACGGCCAAGCGGGACCGCCUCCGCGCGCUUGUGCAGCAGCAAACCGGCACCGGAAGGAAGUGAUGGGGCUGUGGAAGUGGGAUUCAGGGAUGCGCCGGUCGACAAAAGAAGAGAAACAGCGCUAGUGUGGUUUUGAAGCGCGAUAUGGUUGUUCCUGGAUGAGAUAGUUUGAAUGAUAGUUUGAAUGACUGCAUGUGAUAGUAUUGCUUUGUAUACUAAAAUUUGUGUUAAAUUUCGACAGGAAAACGUAACAGAUGGAAUCGUAUAAGUUCAUUUUUACUUUAGUUUAGUGACAAGGACGUCGCAAACGGUAUUGAGAAAUUAUUCUUACUCAGUACGUUGACGUUGACUAUUAAUGAGGUUUUGCUAACCUGACAUUCAGCUAUCAAAAUUUUACUUAAACAUUCCCGAAGGCCUUUUAUUUUUUAUUGUUUGUUUAACGAACCGCCGUGACUGAAUAUGAUGGCAUGGAGGAGGAAAUAAAAUAAAAUUUCAAAAUCUU